AUGUGUGUGUCAAUAUGCACUGACGGCGCAGCUGCCCUUACUGGUUCAAAAAAAGGUUUUAAAGCUAAAGUUCUAGAAGUGUCUUCAAAUAUAAUGUUUAACCAUUGUAUGAUUCAUAGAGAAGCUUUAGCUUCCAAAAAACUUCAACCAGAUGUUAAUAAAGUACUCCUUAAUGCUAUAUGUGUAAUAAAUUUUAUAAAAUCAAAGUCAUUAAAUUCCAGACUUUUUACUAUACUUUGCAAUGAAAUGGGUUCUGACCAUGAAAAAUUGCUUCUUCAUACUGAAGUAAGGUGGUUGUCUCGUGGUAAAAUAUUAUCACGCCUUUUUGAACUCAGAGAUGAAGCACGAAUUUUUCUUCUGGAACAAUUCCUCAGUGAUAAUGAUGUCGAUAUUAAUAUGAUAAAAGAAAUUAUAACUACUCAUCUAAUAAGUUUACUAAUAAACUUUAAUGCACGGUUUGAAGAUUUCCCAGAAGAAAGUCUAGGUUGGAUAAGAAAUCCAUUUCAUUUCAAUAUCAAUGAAAUAAAAUUAGGAAAUUUAAAAAUAAGCGAAGAACUUAUUGACUUGUCAUCAGAUGAAAAUCUACGUAUCAGAUUUCAAGAAAAUGCAUGUGAUACAUUUUGGAUUUCCAUCAAAUUUGAAUAUCCAGAAUUAUCAAAACAAGCCAUAUCAAUUUUACUUCCUUUUGCAUCAACUUAUUUAUGCGAAACAGCAUUUUCAACACUAACGAUAAUUAAAAACAAAUAUCGCUCCGGAUUAAAUGUUGAAGCUGACUUAAGAGUGGCAGUGUCAAAUAUCAAACCAAACAUAGAAUCAAUCAUGUCUACAAUGCAAGCUCAGGUCUCUCAUUAA
Molecule: messenger RNA, 852 nt
Organism: Acyrthosiphon pisum (pea aphid)
Lineage: Eukaryota; Metazoa; Arthropoda; Insecta; Hemiptera; Aphididae
Product: protein FAM200A-like
Exons: 2
Coding region: 1-852 (283 amino acids)
Source: RefSeq, a predicted model, not a curated record